AUGUCUGUCCCAGGCGGCCCGGGGACAGGCAAAUCUACACUAAUUCAUGCAUUGUCCGAGUAUUUCGAAGAGACAGGACGUGGACAUAUGCUACUCAAAGCAGCGCUCAUGGGCAUCGCAGCAAUCAACAUCGGUGGUGUAACAAUUCACUCUCUUUUGAAAUGGAUCCAGAAAAGGAGAACAAACAAGACGGGCGAUUCUGAUAACUUUGGGGCAACAAGAAAAAAGAGCAAAGCUCGCAAUGCAAAGGCUGGGAAUCGGGGCGUGGAACACGACUGGCGGCACGUUGUAUAUCUCUUUAUCGAUGAGAUGUCGAUGGUCGGUCUCAGCCUUCUCGCCGAGCUGGCCAAAGUAAUGACGAUGGGA
Molecule: messenger RNA, 366 nt
Organism: Didymodactylos carnosus
Lineage: Eukaryota; Metazoa; Rotifera; Eurotatoria; Philodinida; Philodinidae
Source: the annotation of a GenBank genome assembly